AUGGAAAGGGCGGGGAGGCGGUGGCUAGCACUCACGCAGCCACUGGGCCGGUCAGACGCCGCGAGUCCGGGGCCACCGAGGACGCCUGGGCUCGUUGUCCGCUCCGGUGUCCACGGCGCACCUGGCCCCGGAGCCGCGCCAGCUCCAGCCUCUGCCGCCGCCGGACCUCCGGGCCCCAGCGCACGGGGCUCGGGAGGGCCGGCCACCCGCUGCACCCGCGCCUUCGGGGACGGUAGCCGGAGCGCCCGGCCUGCGAGGGAGAGCGGAGGCCGCAGGUAA
This is a messenger RNA of Pipistrellus nathusii (Nathusius's pipistrelle), 279 nucleotides long. Lineage: Eukaryota; Metazoa; Chordata; Mammalia; Chiroptera; Vespertilionidae. The record is from the annotation of a GenBank genome assembly.